This is a messenger RNA of Theobroma umbraticum, 1213 nucleotides long. RefSeq names its product malate dehydrogenase, glyoxysomal. The record is from RefSeq and is a predicted model, not a curated record. Gene Ontology annotation, molecular function: L-malate dehydrogenase (NAD+) activity. Gene Ontology annotation, cellular component: chloroplast; cytoplasm. Gene Ontology annotation, biological process: tricarboxylic acid cycle; malate metabolic process. Lineage: Eukaryota; Viridiplantae; Streptophyta; Magnoliopsida; Malvales; Malvaceae.
AUGGAGUUUAGUUCAGAGGCUAACCAGCGCAUUGCCAGGAUCUCAGCUCAUCUCCACCCUCCAAAUCACCAGAUGGAGGAAAGUUCUGCUUUGAGGCGAGCUGAUUGCAGAGCAAAAGGAGGGGCACCGGGAUUCAAAGUAGCUAUUUUAGGUGCAGCUGGAGGAAUUGGCCAGCCUCUUGCAAUGUUAAUGAAGAUGAAUCCACUCGUCUCGGUUCUUCAUCUUUAUGAUGUUGUGAACGCCCCUGGUGUCACAGCUGAUCUCAGUCACAUGGACACUGGUGCAGUGGCGCGUGGCUUCUUGGGGCAGCCGCAGCUUGAGAGUGCUUUAACUGGCAUGGACCUUGUGAUCAUACCUGCUGGUGUUCCAAGGAAGCCUGGAAUGACGAGGGAUGAUCUUUUCAACAUCAAUGCUGGAAUCGUCAGGACACUUUGUGAAGGAGUUGCAAAGUGCUGCCCAAACGCAAUUGUUAAUCUGAUCAGCAACCCGGUGAAUUCUACAGUUCCAAUUGCAGCAGAGGUUUUUAAGAAGGCUGGUACUUAUGAUCCAAAGCGACUUUUGGGAGUUACAACUCUUGACGUUGUCAGAGCAAACACUUUUGUGGCGGAAGUCCUGGGUCUUGAUCCUAGAGAAGUUAAUGUCCCAGUUGUUGGAGGUCAUGCAGGAGUGACAAUCUUGCCUCUUUUGUCGCAGGUUAAACCUCCAUGCACCUUCACCCCUGAAGAAACUGAGUACCUUACAAACCGCAUUCAAAACGGUGGGACAGAAGUUGUAGAGGCAAAAGCUGGGGCUGGAUCUGCUACACUGUCAAUGGCAUAUGCAGCUGUCAAAUUCGCAGAUGCAUGCCUCCGAGGCUUGAGAGGAGAUGCAGGAAUAGUUGAAUGUGCCUUUGUCGCUUCGCAGGUUACGGAACUCCCUUUCUUUGCAACCAAGGUAAGACUCGGUCGUACUGGAGCUGAAGAAGUCUAUCAGCUAGGGCCUCUAAACGAAUAUGAGAGGGUUGGGCUGGCAAAAGCAAAGAAAGAGUUAGCAGAAAGCAUUCAGAAGGGGAUUUCCUUUAUCAAGAAAUGAAAUGGUUUACUUGGAAAAGCUAGCACCAGCACGGCUUUAUUUGAUUCCCAGAAUAGAAUAUAGAAGGAAUUAUACUCAACGGGUAGUGAUAAUGCCAUCUUUAACUUUAUUCAACAAAUUUAUAGAGACUUACAAUUCUUCU